Molecule: messenger RNA, 1054 nt
Organism: Venturia canescens
Lineage: Eukaryota; Metazoa; Arthropoda; Insecta; Hymenoptera; Ichneumonidae
Gene: eIF3f1
Product: eukaryotic translation initiation factor 3 subunit f1
Exons: 3
Coding region: 50-904 (284 amino acids)
Biological process (GO): translational initiation
Cellular component (GO): eukaryotic translation initiation factor 3 complex, eIF3m
Molecular function (GO): metallopeptidase activity; translation initiation factor binding; translation initiation factor activity
Source: RefSeq, a predicted model, not a curated record
CGGCACACGACCCAAGACCCAAGAGUUAAACCGCUCACUCUGAGUAAACAUGGCGCUCGACCUCACUGUCAAGGUGCAUCCAGUUGUUUUAUUUCAAAUAGUUGAUGCUUAUGAGCGCCGGAAUUCUGAUUCCCUGCGAGUUAUCGGUACUCUGCUGGGGAGUGCUGAAAAAGGGAUUGUUGAAGUAACAAAUUGCUUCUGCGUUCCGCACAAGGAAUCCGAUGACCAGGUCGAGGCAGAACUCAAUUAUGCCAUGGAUCUCUAUGAUCUCAAUCACAGAGUAAAUGCUCAGGAAAAUAUUGUAGGAUGGUGGGCAACAGGCAAAGAAGUUACGAAUCAUUCCUCCGUUAUCCAUGAAUAUUACGCCAGAGAGUGUAAUAACCCAGUUCAUUUGACCGUCGACACAACCCUCAUGAACACCACAAGGAUGGGCAUCAAGGCUUAUGUUUGUGUGCAACUCGGAGUCCCCAACGGCAAACAAGGAUGCAUGUUCACCCCUGCCAAAGUGGAGAUAACUUGUUACGAGCCAGAAAUUGUUGGAUUGCAACUCUGUGCAAAAACUCAAAUACCAAAUAACCUGACAACUGUUGCAAAGCCGAGUGGUGGAGUCGAGCCAAUGAUGGAUCUCGCUCAAAUAGCAGAAGCGAGUACAAAGUUACUGACAAUGUUAGAUCAAGUGCUGAACUAUGUCGACGAUGUUCUUUCAAACAAACAACCCGCAGACAAUCAAGUUGGACGUGCUCUUCUCGACAUGGUCCAUUCGGUGCCGAAAAUGAACAGCGAUCAAUUCGACGAGAUGUUCAACAGCAAUGUCAAGGAUUUAUUGAUGGUCGUAGCCCUUUCGCAAUUGAUAAAAACCCAGCUGCAGCUCAACGAGAAACUUACACUUUUGACGACCCUCUGAGACUCCCAGGAUCGUUACAAUCGUCACAGCGAAAAACGAACGCCAGUGAGGAUUGAUAACGAGCGAUAAAACUCAAACAAAUGUAAUAUCGGUGUAUUGAAUCAUUUUUAUGAAUUUACCAACGAAUAACACACCCAUUUUUCCGAUAAA